GAUCUGAGUCGCGGCGAGGGCACUGUGGAGCAGAUUCUUUGCUCCCCCCGUCUCCCUGCCCUCAGUCGAUCAUCGGUCUGCCAAUGAAGCUCAUUCCCCUCCUCUGCGCCGCCCUCCUCUCCUCGGCGGCCCUGCACUCUGUCCACUGCGCACCGAAGCCACCACCCAGGUCCGUGUCGGUGAGGCGGUCGUCCCCCGGCUCCCCCGGCUCGCCCGGCGGCGGCAUCCCAUUCAUCAGCCGCUUCAGGAGCAAUGACAAAGGGAACGAUGACUCGAUGGACUCACUCGGCAAUGAGCUGCCGCUGGACGUUGAGUGCGAGGACGACUCGGACGACUGUGACGACCUGUGCGCGACCGACAGAGGGCAGACCGCCAAGGCCGCCCUCCAGACCUUGCGAGCGGCGACCAAUCUCGGCUUGAUGGGAGCCGCGUACGCUGGUCUGGUCAAGGCGGCCGACCAGCUGGACAUGCGAGAGCCGCUGCUGUACCUGGUGCUGCUGAGCCACCUGAGCUGUCUAGGCGCCUUCCAGAGCUUCCUCUAUGCGGUGAGCUACGGCUACGGCCUGUCCCUGCUGUCGGCGGGGGCGUACGCGGCCGCCAACCAGCUGCUGGGCGACGCCAAGGCGGAGCUCUCCAAGUCGGGGGCGCUGCACUCGGCCAUCUACGCCGCGUACGGGCUGCGGAUGAUAUCCUUCAUCUGGGCGCGCAACACGAGCACGUCCUACAGGAGGAAGCUGAGAGAGAUCUACCAUGCCGACAAGAAGAUCUCACUCUGGGGCAAAUUCAUGUGCUGGUAGGGACACCACAGCACACCAGAGAGGGGGGGAGGGAGGGGGGGAGGGGGAGGGGGGCAAACAGCUGUGUGAUUUGCUGUGGCCUGUUGGUCUGCAGGACGUUUGUGUCGCUGCUGAUGACGGCGUACGGGCUGCCCGUGUACUUCAACAACAUGAUGGGGCCUCGCGAGCUCGCCCCUGUCGAGAAGGCCGGCCACAUCCUCGCCGCCAGUGGGCUGCUUGUGGAGGCCGUGGCGGACGUGCAGAAGGCCAAAGCAAAGGCCACCCAUGCCAACGCGCCAAUCACUUCAGGACUCUUCAGGUACACACACACACUUCUCCUUGUUGAUCCGCUUAUCUGUGUGUGAAUGGUGUGGUGUGGUGUCAACAAGGGUGGUUCGGCACCCGAACUACCUGGGCGAGAUCAUGUUUCACGCGGGCGUGUUCCUUGGGGGGUGGGAGGCGUAUGACACGCCUCUCAAGAGGAGCCUGGCGCUGGUGGGGCCAGCUCUCAUGAGUGCCGUCAUGGUGGAGCAGACAGCUUUGCUGUCCAAGAAGCAGCUGCAGAAAUACGGGAGGACGCCCAGAUACAGAAGAUACCUCAUGGUAUGGAUGGCCACAUUGCAGACACACAGACAAGGAGAGGGGUGUAGAGGGAGGGGGAUGCACCACGUGUGUGUCAUUGUGUGUGUUGUUCGUGUGUGUGUGUGUGUGUCUGUGUGGGCAGAACACCCCUGCGCUGCUGCCCCUGCCACUGGUCGCGACCAUCUUCAGACUCCUACGUAGGUGGUUUCCCUCCCCACAGAUGACCCCCCCCAUCCCCACCUUCUCUCUGUCUCCCUCUCUGUUCUGCUUCUUGCAGGCAUCAACGAGACGGCCCUAUGGUGGGCCGCAUGGCUGGUGGGGGGCGGUGCCGUCCUCUACGACGCCUACAAGGAGGGCGGGGGGCCGCCCAAGUCCCCCAGCGUCAAGGUCGUCAAGAACAGCCCAUCAGCGGCCACCAUGGGAGGCCGCACACGACGCACCGGCGGCAACACAUCGUCCGUCAAGAAGGUGCCGCGGACAAGAUAGACAGACAGACCGAUAGACGACGGGCGGGGCAGGGUUGUUUUCGUUCUUUCUUUUCAUAUUUCCGGCAUUGCUGCUGCUGCUGCUGCUGCCGCUCUUCCUGCCGGCUUGUUGGCUGGCUGACCGGAUGGAUGGAUGGAUGUCACAUGAGGAUGGAGGGGAGAGAGAGGAAGGGUGGGGGGUAAGAGCAACGCCUGUACAGCACGUAGAGAGAACUGUGUGUAGGGCAGGGGAGGGGACUGACUCCUCUGCACACACAAGACUAACCAACGUAUCCAUAAGCUAGCUAGUGGGGCUGAAGGGGGGGGGGGAUGCCAUCAAUGGUCCUUUCCUCACCAGGGAGGGGGGUGCGUGGUGCGUGCGUGUGUGUGUGUGUCAUCCGUUCCUUCCUUCGUGAGCGGCCUGUCUGUGCAGAAACCAAGAUCUAUCUAUCUCAUGAUCAUUUUUCUUUCUUCUCUUGCAUCGUGUACGCGAGUACGGGGAAGAUGGUCCGUCAAUUCAUGUGCUGGUUGGCUAGUUGGUGGCGUGAUUUGUGUACAGGCAGGCAGGCCCGGACCCACCUAGUGACGACAUACAGAUGGAUGGAUGGAUGGAUGGACGGCAGAUUGGUUCCUUCAUUCCUCUGACAUACCGACGCCGUACAUGCUGCUUGUAAUGGCUGUGUUCGUUCGUUCAUCAUCCCGUUCAUCGCUCCAUCCU
Messenger RNA from Vitrella brassicaformis, 2540 nucleotides. NCBI's taxonomy places the organism in Eukaryota, Vitrellaceae. The record is from the annotation of a GenBank genome assembly.